Messenger RNA from Chionomys nivalis (European snow vole), 693 nucleotides. Its product is annotated as 39S ribosomal protein L54, mitochondrial-like. Gene Ontology annotation, molecular function: structural constituent of ribosome. Lineage: Eukaryota; Metazoa; Chordata; Mammalia; Rodentia; Cricetidae. The record is from RefSeq and is a predicted model, not a curated record. The coding region runs from base 29 to 445 and encodes 138 amino acids. Gene Ontology annotation, cellular component: mitochondrial large ribosomal subunit. The transcript is spliced from 3 exons.
AGCAUGCACGUGCAAGCCGGCCAGCAUUAUGGCGGCCACCCGUCUCCUCGGGGCUUCCCGGAUGUGGGCCGGCUAUCGGCUCCGGGCUCUCCCGGUCCCCGGAGGACCUGGAACGCUCUCCGUCCGGGACUACGCCAAGAAGCCAGUCAUGAAGGGCAGCAAAGGUGCCAAGGGCAGCGUGGCCACUGAGGCCCUGAAGGACCCUGAGGUGUGCACAGACCCCGCCCGGCUGACCACACACGCCAUGGGGGUGAACAUCUACAAGGAAGGCCAGGACGUGGCCCUGAAGCCAGACUCCGAGUACCCCGAGUGGCUAUUCCAGAUGAACUUGGGUCCCCCCAAAAAGCUGGAGGAGCUGGAACCCGAGUCCCGUGAGUACUGGCGACUGCUGCGCAAACAGAACAUCUGGCGUCACAACCGGCUAAGCAAGAAUAAGAAGCUGUAGCGUGAGGAUGGAGCAUCUCAUAGGAAGCUGCCCGGCCCAGGCCAGCGAGAGGACUCUGCGGGGAGCGGCCUCACUGCUCCAUGUGAAGACCCGAGUUCAGUCCCCAGAACUCGCAUGGUGGAAGGGACAGAACUGAUUCCUGCAAAUUUUCCCACCUCUGCUUGUGCGCUUGGCAACACAGGCCGAAUGCACACAGACACACAGACAAACACACACAAACACACACAUACCAAUAAACAGGUAGGAAA